AAAGAAGAAGAAGAAGAAUAAGAAGAAGUUUAAGCAAGCGAGCUGACAGAUCAAUGCUACAGAUAUACAGUAUUUUCCAAUUCUUCCAUGUUACUGGACUUAUUAAGCGAUUUAAAGCAUCCAGUAACGUUAGUUAGAUAAAAAAAACAUUUGCCCCAUACUUCGAUAGAUAGGUGGCGGUAUAAUACGUAGAGUUGCCAGGGAGGAAAGAAGAAGAAGAAGAAGAAGAAGCAAAAAAAAAAAGAAGAAGAAGCAUGGCUGCUGACAUGAGAUUACCAACUGUUCAAAAAACAGUGUCUUUAUCAGCUUCAGCUUUCGACCGAAAAGAUCUGGUCGUCCCCGGCGAUGUUAUCACUUCAGACACCGGCUUCAUGAGGGGUCAUGGUACCUAUGUUGAUGAUGACAAGCUGACGGCUUCAGUUGCUGGAGAGGUGCAGAGAGUAGACAAGCUGAUCUGCGUCAGACCACUUAAGACCAGGUUCAACGGUGAGGUUGGAGAUGUGGUGGUUGGCAGAGUCACAGAGGUACAACAGAAAAGGUGGAAGGUGGAGACCAACUCCCGGCUGGACUCUGUCCUGUUGUUGUCCUCUGUCAAUCUGCCUGGAGGAGAGCUGAGGAGACGAUCAGCAGAAGACGAGCUCACCAUGAGAGAAUACCUUCAGGAGGGCGACCUCAUCAGUGCAGAGGUGCAGUCUGUCUUCUCAGACGGAGCCCUAUCCCUGCACACCCGUAGCUUAAAGUAUGGAAAAUUGGGUCAAGGAGUGCUGGUACAGCUCUCUCCUUCUCUGAUCAAGAGGCAGAAAACCCAUUUCCACAAUCUGCCUUGUGGUGCAUCCAUCAUCCUCGGGAAUAACGGCUUUGUGUGGUUGUAUCCCACACCUGAACAACUGGAUGAGGAGGCUGGGGGAUUCUAUACCAGCCUGGAGCCUGUUAGUCUGUCAGAUCGAGAGGUGAUUUCACGGUUGAGAAACUGUCUACUCGCUUUGGCUGCACACAAGGUCCUUUUGUAUGACACCAGUGUUCUCUAUUGCUAUGAAUCUUCAGUUCCACAUGAGGUCAAGGACAUCUUGAAACCAGAAGUGAUGGAGGAGAUUGUAAUGUUGACGCAACAGAAGCUGUUGGAACAGGAAGGUUAAAGAGCACAAACGUUUGACCUGAUCAAGCAGCUAUGUCGCGGACUGACCACCUAUUUUGAGGACCGAUUUUCCUUUUUUCAAAGAACCAUUGUUAUUGUGACAGCCCUUUUGUACAGUUGAACAGCUCCAAGUGUAUUUUAUGUGACAAUACCGAUGAUUAUUGUUUGACUGCUGAUUAUGAAAGGUAUUUUCUCUCAAUUCUGCAGCAUUCAGAAAUCACUAGAGUAGCUGUUCUUGUGUUUUAAAGAGGUUUAGUGGAACACUUUUGAUAAUGUGUGGUGUUAAACAAAAAACUGUUGUAUGCAAUACAUUUUCUAUAAAUUUCAGUAUUUC
This is a messenger RNA of Anoplopoma fimbria (sablefish), 1469 nucleotides long. It is a transcript of the gene exosc2, whose product is annotated as exosome component 2. Gene Ontology annotation, cellular component: nuclear exosome (RNase complex); cytoplasmic exosome (RNase complex). The transcript is spliced from 9 exons. Gene Ontology annotation, molecular function: RNA binding. Bases 255 to 1136 code for a protein of 293 amino acids. Gene Ontology annotation, biological process: U4 snRNA 3'-end processing; nuclear polyadenylation-dependent rRNA catabolic process; TRAMP-dependent tRNA surveillance pathway. NCBI's taxonomy places the organism in Eukaryota, Metazoa, Chordata, Actinopteri, Perciformes, Anoplopomatidae. The record is from RefSeq and is a predicted model, not a curated record.